UCUGGUCUCAAGGAUCAAGUUUUGUGGUGUUCCGUUGGGCGCCAUUUUGAGAGAAGCGGCGAUUUAGACAAUACGUUGUUGUAUAUUUUCCCACUUUAAACCAAAUUAAGCUUUGGUGAACGAACGUUUGUUUUUGGCAAAGCUCUAUCUGUACUUUGAAAAUGGCGACGGGAGCAAAUGCAACUCCUUUAGGGAAGUUGCACCCCAGUAUUGGUGCUAAACGAGGCUUUGAUGCGGGGCCUGGUGCGGGCAACGGGAUGAUGCCUUCACCGGCGCCGCCCGGAUCCUUUCCUUCUUUGCAGGGUUUCCAGCCUUCCAUGCCAAAUACAGCUUUUCCCCAGACACAUCAAUUCACUCCACCGGCGGCUUUUACGACACCAGCUCAGCCGCAGCAGCCUAUGGCGCCUGGACCAUCUAAAACUGAUUUUAGUCAGAAGAAAGGGAGGAAGAAGAGUCGAUGGAGCAGCGAGACGCCGGACCAGAAGACGGUCAUACCGGGAAUGCCCACUGUUAUUCCCCCAGGACUUACCAGGGAUCAAGAGAGAGCUUAUAUAGUCCAACUGCAGAUUGAAGACCUGACUCGUAAACUGCGUACAGGAGACCUGGGAAUCCCUGUUAACCCUGAGGACAGGUCUCCUUCUCCAGAGCCCAUCUAUAACAGCGAGGGCAAAAGGCUAAAUACUCGUGAGUAUCGCACACGCAAGAAGAUCGAGGAGGAGCGCCAUUCCCUCAUCACCGAAAUGGUCGGACUAAACCCCGACUUCAAGCCUCCUGCAGACUACAAGCCUCCAGCCACCAGAGUCAGUGACAAAGUUAUGAUUCCCCAAGACGAAUACCCUGAAAUCAACUUUGUUGGUCUUCUAAUUGGACCACGAGGUAAUACACUGAAGAACAUUGAAAAGGAAUGCUGCGCCAAGAUCAUGAUUCGAGGCAAAGGUUCUGUGAAAGAAGGGAAGGUUGGCCGGAAGGAUGGACAGAUGCUGCCAGGAGAGGAUGAACCUCUGCACGCCCUGGUCACCGCCAACACCAUGGAGAACGUCAAGAAAGCCGUGGAGCAGAUUCGAAACAUCCUGAAGCAAGGCAUUGAGACCCCAGAGGACCAGAAUGACCUGCGGAAGAUGCAGCUGAGGGAGCUGGCCCGGCUCAACGGCACGCUGCGGGAAGACGACAACAGGAUCCUUCGUCCGUGGCAGAACUCUGAACCGCGCAGCAUCACCAACACAACUCUCUGCACCAAAUGCGGCGGAGCCGGCCACAUCUCCUCCGACUGCAAGUACACCAGCUCAUUUGCAGCCCACAGAGCGACGGGGGGCGAGCCCCCGCAGUCGGCGCAGGACAAGGCUCGCAUGGACAAGGAGUACCUGUCCCUCAUGGCUGAGCUGGGGGAGGCCCCCGUCCCCAGCUCCGGCGGAGGACACUCUACUUCUCAUGGAGGAUCGUCCCGGUCGUCCGGCUCCAGUCAGGGCCAGUCGAGCCGUCCUCCCUGGAUGAACUCGGGUCCCUCUGAGAGCAGGAGCUACCACAGCAUGCAUGGAGGACAUAGUGGCCAUGGAGGACCCCACAGCUUCCCCCCCCCCAUGCCCAGCAUGGGAGGCCCACCCAUGCCCCCCAACCCCAAUGGCUUGCCCCCGCCCUGGAUGCAGCCCCCCCCACCUCCUAUGAGCCAGGGGCCCGGACCUCACGGCCAUCCGAUGAAUCUCCUGCCGCCCCCGAUGGGAAUGAUGCCGCCACCCCCGCCUCCCCCCAGUAGCCAGCCCCCUCCUCCCCCAUCUGCUGCCCUGCCGCCAUGGCAACAGCAAGCUCCACCACCACCCCCCACCAGCAGUAUGGCAACAAGCACAGCGCUACCGUGGCAACAAACAGACACCAUCACCACGUCCAGCCCGGGCUCUGGGACCUUACCCCCCUGGCAGCAGCCCCAGCAGCCGGCCGCCUCCGCCGCCCAGCCCCCCCUCCCCAUGGGAACCCCGUCCAUGGUGCCCCCUCCCCCCGGAGUCCAGCCCCCGCUGCCCCCGGGCGCCCCGCCCCCCCCUCCACCCCCGCCCCCAGGCUCCACCGGCAUGAUGUACGCCCCCCCUCCACCCCCGCCACCGAUGGACCCUUCUAACUUUGUCACCAUGAUGGGAAUGGGGGUACCAGGCAUGCCCCCCUUCGGCAUGCCUCCUGCUCCCCCUCCGCCUCCACCACAGAAUUAA
Messenger RNA from Menidia menidia (Atlantic silverside), 2195 nucleotides. NCBI's taxonomy places the organism in Eukaryota, Metazoa, Chordata, Actinopteri, Atheriniformes, Atherinopsidae. The record is from the annotation of a GenBank genome assembly.